Messenger RNA from Aethalodelphis obliquidens (Pacific white-sided dolphin), 733 nucleotides. Its product is annotated as SH3 and multiple ankyrin repeat domains protein 3-like. The record is from RefSeq and is a predicted model, not a curated record. Gene Ontology annotation, cellular component: postsynaptic density; dendritic spine; postsynaptic membrane. The transcript has 4 exons. Gene Ontology annotation, molecular function: ionotropic glutamate receptor binding; synaptic receptor adaptor activity. The coding region runs from base 1 to 606 and encodes 201 amino acids. Lineage: Eukaryota; Metazoa; Chordata; Mammalia; Artiodactyla; Delphinidae.
AUGCAUGUGUUUGGGUCCCUAGAGACUCCCCUGACCUUAGCCGCGCAGCUGGACGACCCCGUGGAGGUGAUCAAAGCUCUCCGAAACGGCGGGGCCCACCUGGACUUCCGCGCCAAAGACGGGAUGACGGCCCUGCACAAAGCCGCCCGCGCCAGGAGCCUGCUGGCCUUGAAGACCCUGUUGGAGCUUGGCGCAUCCCCGGAUUACAAGGACAGCUACGGCCUCACGCCGCUGUAUCACACUGCGGUGGUCGGGGGCGACCCCUGCUGCUGCGAGCUGCUGCUGCACGAGCACGCGGCCGUGAGCUGCAAGGACGAGAACGGCUGGCACGAGAUCCACCAGGCCUGCAGGUACGGACACGUGCAGCACCUGGAGCACCUGCUCUUCUACGGGGCUGACAUGGGGGCCCAGAACGCCUCGGGGAACACUGCCCUGCACAUCUGCGCCCUCUACAACCAGGACAGCUGUGCCCGCGUGCUGCUGUUUCGGGGUGGAAAUAAGGACUUGAAGAACUACAACAGCCAGACCCCGUUCCAGGUAAGCGGACUCAUCAACCCCCCGAGACGCCGUGUCGUCGCGUUCCCACACAUCCUCUGUGUGUGCUGACACGAGCUCAGCCCUUCCGUCGGGGACGGGGUCUGUGUGUGGAGCUGCGGCCCUAUUUCAGUUUGCCGGUCCACACUGGCUUCCUUCCAGUUAGACCGAACAGCAUCGCUAAUGCAGCGAUGCCUCC